GACACACAGAGCAGUAUGUCAUUGGCAUCCUGGUUCAGGUGGAACGAGCCCCCAAACCGCAUUUCCCAGAGGAACCCCACGGAGAUGGUGGUGGAAACGCUGAUGAUGGAGCUGAGCUGGCAGAUGAAGCAGGCAGAGAAGCAGCAGCGAGAGCGGGAGAACGAAUACCGCAAGAUCAAGACGGGGGUGGACUAUGGCUGGCUGGUCAGCUACCCAAAGCAGAGCUAUGACAUCAGCCCCGGGGAGCGGCUGCAGCUGGAGGACAUGUGCACCAAAAUACAUCCUUCCUACUGUGGGCCCGUCAUACUCAGGUUCAGGCAAGUCGUUGCGGAGUACGAACCAGAAGCGCAGGAAGUAUCCCGGCUCUUCCGCUCCGUCCUGCAGGAAGCUGCUGAGAAGAUCAAAGAGGAGGAAGAGGCCAAGAAGCUUGCAAGGCAAUGGAACACAAAGAACAGAACCAGCCUCUCCUUAACAACAUUUAAAUCUCGGUCCAGGAUUUCCCCAUUCAUCAGUGACAUCAAGACCAUCUCGGAGGAUGUGGAACGGGGCACCCAGCCCAACAGGAGGGUUUGGAGCAUGCCAGAAUUUCGGAACACCAAGGAUUUCUGA
Messenger RNA from Cinclus cinclus, 609 nucleotides. It is a transcript of the gene RD3, whose product is annotated as RD3 regulator of GUCY2D. The coding region runs from base 16 to 609 and encodes 197 amino acids. Lineage: Eukaryota; Metazoa; Chordata; Aves; Passeriformes; Cinclidae. The record is from RefSeq and is a predicted model, not a curated record. The transcript has 2 exons.